Pectinophora gossypiella (pink bollworm) is the source of this 4934-nucleotide messenger RNA. Its product is annotated as protein split ends. The transcript is spliced from 11 exons. Lineage: Eukaryota; Metazoa; Arthropoda; Insecta; Lepidoptera; Gelechiidae. The coding region runs from base 492 to 4646 and encodes 1384 amino acids. The record is from RefSeq and is a predicted model, not a curated record.
GACGGCCCCCAUUCGCGCGGCGCCUUCGCCCCACGGCGGACGUCCGGUUACGUUCGAAAACGACACCACAUUCGAAAAGUUUCCCAACUUUUUUCCUUACAGCCCUUGAUACACAACUUUUAUCACUCAGAGAAACUGUAGUGCGGUGUUACCAGUGCUGUUUAUACGAGUGUUUUGUGAAGUGUUACCACUGUUUUUUGCGAUCGCAAUUUACCGUUUCAAUUGAACGUUACUGUUUCGUUCAAUAAAAAAGCGCGUAAGUAAAGCUAAAGCCGCGUUCAUCGUAAGAGUGGGCCGUAUAUGGUAGUUGGAUCUUUGGGUUGGCGUCUUGGUGAAAGUAUACCUUUAAGUUCAUAAGGACACGGGCGUACCUAUAGCCGCUGCAGCUAGCUCGGAGCGGCUCGUUUCGCCUACAGUUCGCGAGAGGUCGUGUCGGGUCGCCAGUUGCUAUGGCAACCGCAGUGGAAACAAACCCUUGAAGCCAGCGGCGGAUGUCGGCGGGCGGCGCGGCACUGAUGUCGUGCGUGCGAGAGGGCUCGCUUGAGCCGCCCUACCGACCGCCGCACACCGACACACAUAGCCAUGGCGAAGGCCGCACCGGGCGCUUCCUGCGCGGACUCCGGCGCAUGUUCAAGCGUCGCGGCAGCGGCGCGCGCGCAGAUGCGUCACCCGACCCCAAGAGCAGCUCCACCAGCGAGCUGCUCGAGGCUGAUCGACAUGCUAGGAGGAAAGAGGGAGCGUACGGGAGUGCUUUGUCGGUGUCGCACGACUCAGUGUUCACGGGCGAGCGCUCUGGCGACGAGUCCAGCGACGAGCGACCCACGCCCGCUGCGCUUGCGCACCAAGCCUCCUCGCAUCGGGCGGAGCUAGUGGCAGCUGUGCGGCGGCGCGGGCGCGGCGACGGCUCCGACGACGACGAAGAUCUAGGACUCCCGCGCAGCCCGCCUGCAUCCCCGCCCACCGACAAGGCUGACAAGCGGCACCAUGCAGGCAUUUCGCAGUCAUCCUGCAGCGACGGCUCGCUCCUCAGUGUCGGGUCCUCGGAGAUGGACGAGGACAGCAGCAGUGGUCACCACCACGACCACUCCAACAGGAGCGACCACUCUGACCUUUACAAUUCGUCAGAACCGCCGACGGGCGUGGCGCCGCUGUCUCACUCCGCCGCCAAGCACAAGAUGGCGGUGCGCCCGCGCAGGACGCACGGCGCGCCACGCAGGAAGAAAGCCAACCCCGUUAGUAUGAUUGCCGCUACAGCCUUGCCAAUAACUCCUGAACUGAACGAAGAAAUGAUAAGAAGCACUACUCCUGACGUCACACGCAAAACCUCAGAAGUUGUUACUGAAUCAUUCUCUUCAUCGACGACUACGAAACACGUCAUCGUUAAAGAACAGCACCAGCACUUGAAUCGAGAGCUGCAGAGAGUUCUGGAAACCCCCAACGAUACCAAACUGAAGUCAUCUUCUUUGCCGCCCGGCCUUGCCCUCAGCCAACUCGUAGGACAGUCUCCAGCGAAACUUAGCAUAGCAGAGAACAACACGCCAAGAUCCUCAAUCAAACGAAGCAAAUCCAGCACUCAAGACCAAUCUCUCAGGGACUCGCCAAAAGUACACGCCAGAGAAGAAAUGCAAACUUACCACUCAGAGGAACGCAUGUCCAAAUAUCGCACGGAAAAGAAAUACGCCGAAGAAACUUGCCUUGAAAAGAAAUCUAAGUCAGAGAAAAAGAUUGAGAAUGAAGUCAUAAGGUCUAAAAAAGAAGAAUCAUUCUUCAGCAGACUGCUCUUGCGAAAGAGUGGAAAAAAAUCAAAAAAAGAUCAGACUGACGGUGAAGGUCAACAGGAGGUUAAAAAGACUAAAAUGGACAAAUCUUCCGCUCAGUAUAAAAGUGUGGAUUCGGAUAAAAGCGGAAUAUCUUACGGAGAAGCUCCGGGAUACAAACCAGUCCCUGCAGAAAGGACGCAUAAGACUGCUGCACAGAAGGUGUUCGCUAAUCAGAUGCAUAAAAGGAUGGACAACAAAGGUGCAUACGUUCAAGACGGUGCAUACAAAGACGUAUACAGUGCUGCCAAAGUGUCUGGAAUGGAAUAUAACAUAACUGAUCUCAAAAUCGCCGAAGAAACUGACAAAAUGUUGAACCAGGAAAUCAAGAGUCGCUUUAGCAGGCGCGAUGAAUUCAGUGAGAAAAUUGAAAGGGCGAAAAGAUCGUCGUCAAAAGAAACCAUUGAUGAUAAGAGGGAAUCUUUCAAUCUACAACAAGAUAGGGCUAAGAGACCAACGUCUGUUCAGAGACUGGUCGAACCAUUCUCGUCAAAAGCAUUUAUUAGUAACGAGCAAGCAGUAAGGGCUCAAGAGGAGAGUAUGUCGCCCACUCUUGUGAUCUCAGACGAUGAACCACCUAUAAGGGCGAUGAGGAUUAGAAAUCAGAAUGACUACGUGUUUCAUAGUGGUAGCAUGCCUAAGAACAUACCGUAUUUCAACCCAAGCAUAGUUGUUUCCGACGCUCCACCGAUCAAGACUAUACGUCACCAAAGUUCUGAAAACGUUAAGCACAUUAACAGGUCGGCAGAGCACAUUUCGGACUUUGAAAAGCAUAAGGUGGAACGGAAACGUGAGUCGAUGCAUCACACUAGCAAAACUGAAGAGUCGUUUGCCACUUCAGGAAUGAGAUCCCUUGGAGAUGAAUAUGUCGAGACUCGAAGCAGCAUUGGCAAGUCUCAUAGUUUUCGUUAUGCUUCAGAAACUACGUCGAUAAGCUCUCAGGAAAGCCAAAUGCCUAGUCUCCCAGCCAUAGUCGGCAUCUCAGAACCUCUGCUAGAAAGUUGGGAAGUUAACUACAGACGAAAUGUCAGUGACAGACAUGACUUCUCUAAGAGAGUAUCCGCUAGAAACUAUAACAUACUGCAUGGCAAUAAUGAUGGCUAUGACAGCCUACCAAGCACAGACAGUAGCUACUUAGAUAGCUUGAAAACUGAACCUGCUGAAGACAGAAAACUGUUUACCAACAGUAUCCACAUAAGUGUUGAUCCUCACAAGAGGGACAGCGAUAUUUCUCAGAUUGAGGCCAAAAUAGAUGAUAUUAUUAGCUCACCUAAGCCUAUUAUUGCUUCAAUACUCAAGUCUAGUUCUUUAGAUAGUGUUAAGAGUAGCCCAGAAAAGCCCAUGGAUGAUAGAAGAAAGACAAUUUCAGUAGAAAGUGCUUUAAGUCACGGUGGUAAGAAUAAUAAUCAGAAAGAUAAACAUGAUGCAGACAAUUUUAUAUCGGUAACACAUAUUAAUAAGGAGCAGAUUCCAGCUAAGAGCACUGAAGCUAUAAAGAAUAAAAGCGAGGAGAAAUUGCAGAAAACUGCUAAGCCAGGAGUCCCAGAAUUCCUGAAUAUACAAUUGAAUAGAGUGGACACAAAGCCGACUACAAAUGUUGUUUUGACUGCAAAUAUUACGCCAAAGAAACUUGACAGUCCACCAGCGGAGAAAGAACAAGAAACUGAGUACUUUAAAGGAACAGAUAGUAAAAUCCAAAGCGUUCAAGUGAAGAAAGAAUCAAUUGUACACAAGUUUGUUGAAAGUGUCAAUGAAAAUACACAGGUUGAAGAGAAAAGUUCUCCGAUUAACAUUAGAAAGUCGGUUCAGCCGAUAGCUCCGUUGAGUCCUUCUACACCUAAAGCAUUUUUCAAAAGAAAGUCUACUAGCGUCGACUUGCAAGAUAAGUAUGAGAAAUCCAGGACUAAUUCUAUGAGCACUGAUGGAAGUAUAGAGAAGAUAUAUGAUAACGUUUCCAUGGAUCAAAAGUCCCAUUCGAGUUUCGGAAGCAAGAGCUCAAUUCAAAGUACAGAUAGCAACGAGAACAGGACCCCUGAUAGGCAAGACGAACCGGUCGUUUAUCGUAAGAAACCCAUAUUGUCUAAGGAAUUGCGUAGUGAUAGGAAAAAUGACGACGAGCCAGAGUUGAUGAAGGUAUUCGCCCGUCGGUCUCUGAAAAUCAAAGAUUGUGAGGUCGACAACAUUGCUCAAGAAAUCGCAGAGGCCAAUAACGCUAAAGAUGAAAACGUUGACAAUGUAACAGCAACAAGGACUAAAAUAUUGAAAAAUGAAUUCAACGCUUCCAUUAAGUCUAGAGACAGCGAUAAAGAAAACGAGGAUACUAAAGAGCAGGAAGAGAAGAGGUUGGUGGAUAUCGCAGCGAGGGUCAGUCAGUUCGGUGUCCCGCAUUAUCAGAGAAGCGUGAGCAUAAAUAGUGUUUCGAACAGUAACAUUUCGAAUCCGAAGCGAGAAAGCGCUCCCGCGUACAGAAGUGAAGUGAACAAAUACAAGAAAGAGGUGUCAGACUCUACUCCCGAGAAAAGACUUCGCAACAGAACAUUCCCUGACCCUUCGAAUGACAGGACUGAGAUUCCGAAUAUAAAGACGGAGGCUAUGGCUUUUAAAGCUGAUACGUUGUCGAAGCGGCCCUGGCAAAAGAAGGAUGACUUUAGGAAGUCAGUGGAAGAGAAGCAGAGUGCUGUGAUAGAGAGGGACGGAGAUAAGGAGAAGGAGGAAGUUGCGAAAGAGAAGGAAGCUGGUGUGGAGGCGGAGGCGUCGCCGCAGUACAAGGGGAUUCUGCAGAUGAGGGCCGAGUGGGAGCGACGGGCGAAGCAAGGCAUGACCAAAUAAAUACUGGUGCUAGGUACAAGAAUGACGGAAGGUACCACGCUGUAUACACCGUAACACAUAAAUAGAUAUUAUUAUUAACUUAGUGAUACAAGUAGCUUAGAAUACGCAGAUAACCGCGAUAUAAUGUUAUUAUUAAAAUAAAAUUUACUAUAGAUGUCUAUCUAACGUUGUUAAGACAAUGUAUUUUUGAGUGUUAUUGCAAUGAAAUAGCGAAUAGUACUAUUUUAUUAAAAAUACUAUAAUGUAUUUAACAUUUCAGAACUGUGAAAUACAAAUUUUAUUCCUAUA